Molecule: messenger RNA, 729 nt
Organism: Paralichthys olivaceus (Japanese flounder)
Lineage: Eukaryota; Metazoa; Chordata; Actinopteri; Pleuronectiformes; Paralichthyidae
Source: RefSeq, a predicted model, not a curated record
GUUUGAUCAAAAUUUGAACCUUCAGGUUCAUCUGUCAGGAGACAGGACGCCUGGAGACAGAGUGUGGACGUUCCACAGUCUGACUCCUCUUCGUCUCGAGGAACUGAAGCCGGAGGACUCUGGGUGGAGCUGGUCUCCCCACAGUCGCCCCCUGCAGGAUGGGCGAGUUGGUGACACUCCUCAGAUGGAUCAUCCAGCACCGGAGCUAAGGCAGCAUAAGUCCUCCAGCAGCUCGUGUCCUGAUGGUUGGACUCACUACAGGAGACGCUGUUACAUCAUCAGCUCGUCUGUGGCGACAUGGGCCAGUGCUGAGAGAACCUGCUCACUGCUGUUCAACAGCAGCUUGACCAGCGUGCGCUCCCGGAGAGACAUGACCUGGCUGUGGAAGUUCUCCAGGAAGAAGCCGUUCUGGAUCGGUCUGCCCGCAGGUCCCAGGGGCUGGAUGUGGGCUGAUGGUCGCUCGGGGUCCUUCUCCAGGCCGAGGGGGGCGCCACCGAACCGCAGUGGCGGCUCAGACUGCAUGCUGGUUGAAAACCCCAGAAGCUGGAUUUCCUCGAGCUGCUCGUCAGAAGUUCAACACCCGUUCAUCUGUUCAUCUCCGGCUCACACUCACUGAGACUCUGGGACAUUUACAUCAUCACGACUCGCAGGAACUCGUCAUAUUUAACAUCACGUGAUGAUGCUGCUCUGUACAUUAGUUUUUGUAUUUUUCUCAUAAUAAAGAUUUGG